Messenger RNA from Serpula lacrymans var. lacrymans S7.9, 514 nucleotides. RefSeq lists its product as uncharacterized. The record is from RefSeq and is a predicted model, not a curated record. Lineage: Eukaryota; Fungi; Basidiomycota; Agaricomycetes; Boletales; Serpulaceae. Bases 93 to 509 code for a protein of 138 amino acids. The transcript has a single exon.
GUGUGCAAGGGAGUCUAUCAACGGGUUUAAACGCGUGAAAAUACAAAUACCGACGCGAUAGCGCCCUAAGCCAGCGAGGAGAAACAGAGUGAAUGAUGAUGGACGCCGGGCAUGGAGGUUUGCAGUAUAGGACUUCCAAGCUUCAGCUAGUGAAUUACUCGAGCGCUGUAGCAUACCACGGCGCUGUAACAUCACCUAUCUUCCGCAUAAAAGUAGCACAGACAUGUGGGCUCACAUCUCCUUUUUUUUUUUCCUUUUCUCGUGGGAUGAUGGGCAAAUUUUCCAUCGGCAUCAGGUGGGAGAAACAGCACUGUCGGGCGAGAAGCAAGAUUAUAAUACCAGAAGGCAAGGGCAAGUCGAUAUAUCUGGGAUUAGGCAAUCUCCAUACGUCUAGCACCAGUUCCGAUGUUUGCGUAGCCGCCAAAACUUGGACAAAAGUGACUCGAGUGAUGCAGCCCAUAUAUAGGGUGCUCAACGCGCCCACUGGCCCAGGGGAUGUACGGGAAUGAUCUGC